Molecule: messenger RNA, 1395 nt
Organism: Vigna radiata var. radiata (mung bean)
Lineage: Eukaryota; Viridiplantae; Streptophyta; Magnoliopsida; Fabales; Fabaceae
Exons: 1
Coding region: 1-1395 (464 amino acids)
Biological process (GO): DNA integration
Molecular function (GO): nucleic acid binding; RNA-DNA hybrid ribonuclease activity
Source: RefSeq, a predicted model, not a curated record
AUGAGCCGUCCGGAAGAAGGGUUCGACUUGCAAUUAUAUCUUUCCGUGUCCGGUCAUUCGGUAAGUGCCGCCCUCAUACAAGAAACACCGGUAUUUAAACUCAUCUAUUUUGUUAGCAGAACCUUGCAAGGAGCCGAGGAACGAUAUUCACAGGUGGAGAAGGUGGCAUUGGCCUUUCUUACUGCGGCCUGGCGGCUUCGCCCCUAUUUUCAAAGCCAUCAAGUUGUCGUCCGAACCAAUCACCCUGUCGCCAGGAUCCUCAGGAAACCGGACUUAGCCGGAAGGAUGGUUUCCUGGUCCAUUGAAUUAUCCGAAUUCGGCUUACGCUUCGAGCCACAAGGCUCUAUCAAAGGACAACAUUUGGCAGAUUUCGCAGCCGAGUUACCCCUUGCAACAGAACCGUCCGUGUGGAAUUUGAACGUUGACGGAUCUUUAGACAAACGAGGAGCAGGAGCCGGAAUAGUAUUGGAGGGACCCAACGGUCUUCUUGUCGAGCAGGCCAUAUCUUUCACGUUCCAGCUCAGUAACAAUCAGGCAGAGUAUGAAGCUCUCAUCAGCGGAUUACUCCUGGCGGCAGAACUGGACAUCCAACACUUAGAAUGCCGAAUGGAUUCUCAAUUGGUUGUGGGGCACAUUAACGGUACUUUCCAGGUCAAAGACAACCAUCUGUUGCGAUACUACCACAAAGUCAGCGACCUUAUUAAAGCGUUCGACACUUUCAGAAUUAUUCAUGUACCUAGGGAGCAAAAUUCCCGAGCAGAUUUACUCUCCAAGCUAACACAUAGCCGAGGGAAUUCCCAAAUUACCUCGGUAAUCAAAACCAAGCUAGAACAACCCCUUUUGGAGACGUGCACCACCAGUAUUACUCCUCCCACAACUGAUUGGCGGCAGGAUAUAAUACAGCUGAUAAUCCAGCAAGAGCAAGGUGCUCGGGUGAGUGCGACUGAUUCUAAACGAAUUGCUCGCUUCACAUUCGUAGGAGAUGAUCUUUAUCGAUGCGGAUACACUACGCCUUUGUUGAAGUGUUUAUCCGGCGAAGAAGCCAAGUACGUCAUGCAAGAACUGCAUCAUGGAAUUUGCGGCUCUCAUUCAGGAAAGAGAACACUCAGAGCCAAGAUAUUACGAGCAGGUUUUUACUGGCCCACCAUUGAACAAGAUUGUAAGGAGUUUGUUCAAAAAUGCAUUUCCUGCCAAUCCCACGGACAUGAUACUCGGAUCCCUUCAUCCGAAUUAAUGGCCAUCAUAGCCCCGUGGCUGUUCGCACAAUGGGGGAUGGAUAUAACUGGACCCCUACCGCUCGCAAAAGGACAAUGCAAAUACCUUUUGGUGGCAAUCGAUUACUUCACCAAGUGGAUCGAAGCAGAGGCCCUUGCAACAAGAUAUGACUCUCAAUGA